AUGGUGCUCGCGUCCAGUGCCUGGCGCUUCUCAGCGCUGCUGCUGGUUCUCAGCGCCGGAAGCUCGCGCGCCGCCGAGUGCACAGCGCUAACAGAGAACAUACUGACGUCUUCAGGAUGCCCUUCGGACUGCGACAGCAAUCCGUGCGUGCUGUACUCGCCUUCUCAGGACGAAUCCUGCAUCGAGCUGGGGGCGAGCGGCCCCUGCUACAGCGAUGACGACUUCACACUUCCCGGUACCUCCGCGGAGUGUAACGUAACCUUCCAGUGCCUAGACUCGCUGCUAUGGGACGGUAACCAGUGGCUACUAGCGCUCGAGGCGAACGCCGCCACGAACUCCAAGACGAUGGCGCAUGUGACGCAGAUCACCGACCUGACGUACAGCACGUCCACUUUAUCAGUUCAACUUCAGGGAACGCCAACCGAAUCUACCAAUAAAAACAACAUCAAGGAUGUCUCGCUGGACCAGAGCUUCUUCGACACGCCCAGCACCGUCGUCAGUAUGUUCGUACUGGACGUAAACCUGCGCAACACCAUCUCGUCCGUGUCGCUCGCUACGACGUAUCAGACGCUGUACCUGACCAACGACAACCUGAACGCCAUUCCGGACCAAUUCGCCAAUUUCACGGCCGUCACGAAGCUGGAUUUGUCCUACAACUACAUCACGGACCUACCAGAGAACACCAGCGACAUCUGGGGAGGUCUGAGCACCGUGACGGACCUUAACUUAGCCGAGAACGAACUCACGGACUUCCCCGUCGUCUUGAGCACCUUGCAGACGCUCAAUCUGACCGGAAACGCGUAUACAACUAUUCCGGAUAACGUCUUCACCAUGGCCGAGUCAGGCGCACUCAAGUAUCUGUACAUGGCGCAUUGUAACUUAACAAACCUGCAAGUAUCGUCUUCGCAGCUAGCGUUGUUAGAAAACCUGGCAACGUUCGACGCCGAUGUAGCCAUCACAGAUUGUGGCUCUGGAUACUCCGCCACGACGUUGACUAACGCCGACGUACAGGUGUGUUCCGUAUCCACGUCGUCUUCGGAUGAUGACGGAGGCAGCCACACGCUGGCCAUUGUGCUGGGUGUGUGCUGUGGUGUCUUGGUGUUGGCUAUCAUUGCGUUUGUAUGGUACCGUAAGAAACACGGUGGCCAGUUCGGUAGUACCAAGGGUGGUUCUACCAUCUUCGGAACCGACAUCGGAUCAAGUCUCACAGGCGGCGACACGACGUUCGGAUCGUCGAUUUGGGACGAUCCGGAUCUCUUGGCUGCACGUAUCGAACAUCGCGACGUAGAGGCGGUCAAGCUCCUGUCUCGCGGUGGCUUCGGCGAAGUGUGGCUCGGUCUGUACAUGAACGAGAACGUGGCUAUCAAGAGGUUACUAAACGACAAAAAGUCGAUGCAGGACGCACUGGCCUUCGCCACGGAGAUCAAGACCAUGGCGCGUCUGGAUCACCCAAAGAUCGUGCAUUUUAUUGGCGUCUCGUGGACGAAUGCACUGACCAUUCAAGCUGUGACCGAGUUCAUGGACUGCGGAGACCUCAAGUCGCUACUUGACUCGAGUCGCGCCAGUUCGCUGACUUGGGCCAACUUGAAGUGCCAGAUCGCCAUCGAUAUCGCCGAUGCGCUCGUGUAUCUCCACACACUGAACCCCAAGCUCAUCCAUCGUGACUUAAAGUCGCGAAAUGUGCUGAUUGACGCGCAGACGGGCGCGAAACUGAGUGAUUUCGGUAUCUCGCGUAACCGCAGCUUUGACGAGACCAUGACGGCUGGAGUGGGUACAGCUCGCUGGAUCGCACCCGAGGUGAUUCUGGGCGGACAUUACACUGAGUUCGCCGAUAUCUACUCGUUCGGAGUGGUGCUGUCUGAGCUGGACACGUGUAAGGCGCCGUUCUACGACGCUACCAACACGAACGGCGGCAAGAUGCAGGACGUGACGAUCCUGCAACUUGUGUCGGCCGGAAAAUUGCAGCCGAGCUUCAGCGACUCGUGUCCGCCUUCCAUCGUCAAGCUGGCGCGCGCGUGUCUGUCGUUCGACCCUGCGCAACGUCCGAGCGCCAUCCACAUUUCGUACGAACUACGCAAGAUCAUGAAGGACGAGCUGUAGACAAGAAGCGAAGCUGGUGUUUUUGGUAGCAAUGGAGGCUCUUUUGUAUUACCUCGGCUGAAUUCAAAGUCUAACAUUUUAAGGAUA
Messenger RNA from Phytophthora infestans T30-4, 2187 nucleotides. Its product is annotated as protein kinase, putative. Gene Ontology annotation, molecular function: ATP binding; protein kinase activity. The transcript is spliced from 2 exons. Gene Ontology annotation, biological process: protein phosphorylation. The coding region runs from base 1 to 2100 and encodes 699 amino acids. The record is from RefSeq and is a predicted model, not a curated record. NCBI's taxonomy places the organism in Eukaryota, Oomycota, Peronosporomycetes, Peronosporales, Peronosporaceae.